Ilyonectria robusta is the source of this 1161-nucleotide messenger RNA. RefSeq names its product S-adenosyl-L-methionine-dependent methyltransferase. The transcript is spliced from 2 exons. The record is from RefSeq and is a predicted model, not a curated record. NCBI's taxonomy places the organism in Eukaryota, Fungi, Ascomycota, Sordariomycetes, Hypocreales, Nectriaceae. The coding region runs from base 1 to 1161 and encodes 386 amino acids.
AUGAUCGCACCGUCUCGUGGCCCCGUUGCAAGGGCCGCCCGCUCCCAAUGGCGUCUCGCAAGCACUAUCUCGCGAGCCCCUCGUGCCGCCGUCAAGGCACCGCCGACCAAGGUGAUGUCCAAGAUCACCAGACCCUACAAGCCGAAACCACCUCCCUCCUCCCCACCUCCCCCACCUCCGCAGGCCGAAACCCUCCUCGAUUUAUGGCGCGCAACAUGGCUCCCACUCUCCGGCGCAGCUCUCUUGGCCGGCGCCCUGGGUUUCUAUAUAGUUGGCACCCUCGCCGCCUCCUUCAAGGCUUGCCCUUGUAGCGGGCCUUGUGAACACACCACUCCGACCGGUCGACCCCCAGCGUUGACUGGAGAUAACGCAGAACAAUUCGACAAGGAGCUGAAUAUGCCUGAGUGGUGGAUGGGAAUUACGAAGCUACGAAAGCGACUUGCAGAGCGGGCAAAUGGCCAUGUGCUUGAGCUGGCUAUGGGAACCGGGCGGAAUCUCGAGUACUACGAUUGGGAGCCUUUGAACCAGCGCGUGGGAGACAGCCAGACGGUAACGGCGGCAAAGGGCAUCACGUCGUUCACUGGCUUGGACAUCUCGGUCGACAUGCUCGACGUUGCGCGCAAGCGCCUCGUCAAGACAGUACCUCCCAUGGCCUCCUCGGCGCCCAUCGUUCGAGCAUCCAACAUGACCGACCACACCGGUGGCCAGCUCUCCUUUCUCGACGACCAGCUUCGCCUCAUCCACUCCGACGCCCACCGCCCGCUCCCUCCUCCAUCCGCCGCCCCGAACCUUUCUUCCCCCGCCAAGUACGAUACCAUCAUCCAAACGUUUGGGCUUUGCUCAGUUUCCGACCCGGUUGCUGUCCUCAGAAACCUUGCCUCCACUGUUAAGCCCGGCUCUGGUCGCAUUAUCCUUCUUGAACACGGCAAGGGUUGGUACGGCAUUGUUAACGGUCUCCUCGACAAGAACGCCGACAAGCACUUUGAGAAAUACGGAUGCUGGUGGAACCGGGAUAUCCAGGAGCUGGUCGAGGAAGCGGCUCGCAAGACACCAGGGCUGGAGGUCGUCAAGGUGGAACGCCCCAACGUCCUCCAGAUGGGAACCCUUAUCUGGGUUGAACUCCGAGUCGCCGACACGUCGCCAUCCAAGACCGACUCGUAA